This is a messenger RNA of Quercus lobata, 444 nucleotides long. RefSeq lists its product as uncharacterized. NCBI's taxonomy places the organism in Eukaryota, Viridiplantae, Streptophyta, Magnoliopsida, Fagales, Fagaceae. The record is from RefSeq and is a predicted model, not a curated record. The transcript has a single exon. The coding region runs from base 1 to 444 and encodes 147 amino acids.
AUGGCCUCGGUUUGCAUAUCAAACUGCAUCGAAGACACCCGUGUACCAGUCCGACCAACCUACACCAACCUUUACAAAUGGCCAGAAUCCGACGCCGAGUUCGUGAGGUCCGUAAGCUCUAAUGGGCACCGUGCUGCCGGGGCGCGUCCGCACCCUACAGUGGUGGACAGCAUUUCAUGCAGGCAAAUGUUCUUGAGGAGCUACACUUUCUCUAGGAAAGAGAGUGUCCCCGAAAAGACCAAGAAGUGUUUGGAGAAAGUAAAGCUGAGAAUGGCUUCUGGAAAUAAGAGCAAUAAGACAAAGAGUACUACUAUUGAUGAGAAGAAAAGGCCUGGCCGUGGAGUGUUCAUGAAGGCUAAGGAGGGUUCAUGCAAUGCCUUGUUCACCUUCUUCCGGCGCUUGCUAUUUUGCACUGCCAAGGUUGAUGUGGUUGAUGAUAUCUGA